This is a messenger RNA of Diuraphis noxia (Russian wheat aphid), 444 nucleotides long. Its product is annotated as zinc finger BED domain-containing protein 5-like. Lineage: Eukaryota; Metazoa; Arthropoda; Insecta; Hemiptera; Aphididae. The record is from RefSeq and is a predicted model, not a curated record.
AUGAGUAAGCAAAAGAAGUUUGAUUUCUUUUUAAAAAAUCCAAAUACUAGUGUUAUUACUACUGCUGAGGAACCAACACCAUCAACGAGUGAUGUCACAUCUUCGUUGGAACCAAAACCGAAGAAACCGAAAAUUCGUAAGUACGAUCCCUCAUUCCUAGGAUUCGGAUUUACAUAUAAAGAUGAUUGCCCUCAAUGCGUUAUUUGCUCGGAAAUUUUAACUAAUAGUUCUAUGGCUCCAGCAAAACUUCUAAGACAUUUGGAAACAAAACACCAGCAGUAUAAGAGUAAGUCAAUCGAUUUUUUUAAAAGAAAAGAGAGUGAAUUGAAACCUCAGAAGACACUAAUUCGAAAUGCGGGAACUGAAAAUGAGUUAGCCCUUWAAGCGUCAUUUUUGAAAUCACUUCGCAYUGCAAAAUCAAAAAAAAAUUUUACCAUAGGAUAA